ACGGUGCAAAGCACGUAGGACUAUUUUGGUGUGUACACUCUGGUUACUGAGCCUUAUCAACAAUGGCAAAUUAUACAGUCAUGAUAAAGACUCACUGACAACAGCAGCUGCUUUUGUUGUGCGCGAAAGCUAUUAGAAGAUAAAAUACAAUGUAAUUAGAGCCAUAUUAUCAUAACAGCCAAUUAGAUUUGCAUAAGCCAUUCUUGCGCGACUCCGCUUCGCAAACAUACAUAUUAACCAGACAUGCACGCGUGGCCUCAAGGUUUGUUGUUUAACAACCAGUCAGGUGGUUACUCGGGUCUCAUAUCGAGGUUGUGAACAGCGAGUUGUCAAUUUGUCACAUCUGCGAGUGCGGACUUGUUAUAAUUGAGCCGUUCUUCGGUUAGCGCUGCCACAUGAACCUCAACUUCCAAGCCGAGUACUUUGAGCCUCCCGCGCCUUGCAAGUCCGCCUUCAUGGAGUUGCCUUCGACACCAGGUCCGCACAGUUACUCCAGCUACAAUCCUGUUCCUCCGAAUUACAACCCGUACACGGCGAUGCGUUAUUAUCAUCACCCUCCACCUAGCCAAGAUUACCCGCUCGCCUGCAACGCCAGAAAUUCCUUUCCGAUGCCGCCCGUGCUCAACCAUCACCCACUCUCGCAUCAUCCGUACUUGUCGCCUUCCAUACAGGGUUUUGGUGCGCCGCACGACUCUCCUCACGACGAUUUGAAAGGACCAUGUGACGAGCCGAGGCUAAACGGAAAGGGGAAAAAGAUUCGGAAACCACGAACAAUCUACUCAAGUUUUCAACUCCGAGAACUGAAUAAACGUUUCCAGAAGACACAAUACCUCGCUUUACCCGAACGCGCUGAACUAGCCGCAUAUCUCGGCCUGACGCAGACCCAAGUGAAAAUCUGGUUCCAGAACAGACGAUCUAAGUGUAAAAAGAAUGUCAAAGCAAACGAAGACAACUCGGUUGAUGGACCAAACAAACCGGAAAGCAGACCAGGAUCAUCAAACGGCUCUAACACAGACGCUUGGUCAAAUUCAGAGACUACCGGCACGGGAAGUCAUGACGCGGACACUCCAGCUAGCCUGGCGGUUUUGGCGAGUCAGUCUAAACAAGCUAUUCCAACGCCAACUUUGGGCCAGUGGUGUCUUAAGACUCCUUUCCUCACAGAGCGAUGCCAAAGAAUGUGAUCACUAUCAAUUUCAAGAAUGACUUUCAUGAAAAAUACUCAGUUGUAUAAAGUUAAGUGUACAGAGCGACGAGUUGGUUUAGGCUAGUUAAAAAACGUUUAUGCAACUAGUGGGAAGGUUAUCAGAAUAGAACACUAGUUAUGAUUCCCCAGAAAAUCUUGUUAAAGCUGUUAAGUUUUUAAUUUUGUAAAUAUAAUUUAUUUGUGUCAUAACCCGGCUAGCAUGUAUAAUUUAACUCAGAGUAGAAAUCUUUUAGUACAAGAGUUUUAAAUGUAGCUUUGAGUCUAUUCAUAUAGCAUAUGCUACUCAAGAGAGAACAGAUUGGAGCAUCAAUUGGUAAUUGGUCACACUGGUGACAGUUGAUGUCACCUUCACAUAGCUAAGAUGUGUAAACCGUCCUUAAAAUUCAAUACAUACACGUAUUAGCUUAUAUCGCAGAGAUAUUGGUAUAAUGUAGUCUCUUCACCGAACAACUAAAUUUCUUCCUCGAUCACAGUUUAAUUCUGUGUUAAAUGUUCCUAAAAUUUCGUCGAUGUGACCAGGCUGAUUGCAAUAAGCACCCAAUAUACGCGCCGUUUGUAAGUAUACCUCAAAAGGAGUAAUAGUUUAGAUUUCCUUAUAUCUAUUAUUUAAGAGAGUAUCAAUAACAUUUUAGCAAUGACACAGCAUCUGUUAAGUGAAUAAAGGACUCUUAUCAGUUAUAA
This is a messenger RNA of Orbicella faveolata, 1885 nucleotides long. RefSeq lists its product as uncharacterized. Gene Ontology annotation, biological process: regulation of transcription by RNA polymerase II. NCBI's taxonomy places the organism in Eukaryota, Metazoa, Cnidaria, Anthozoa, Scleractinia, Merulinidae. Gene Ontology annotation, molecular function: DNA-binding transcription factor activity, RNA polymerase II-specific; RNA polymerase II cis-regulatory region sequence-specific DNA binding. The record is from RefSeq and is a predicted model, not a curated record.